Melampsora larici-populina 98AG31 is the source of this 540-nucleotide messenger RNA. RefSeq lists its product as uncharacterized. The transcript is spliced from 2 exons. The coding region runs from base 1 to 540 and encodes 179 amino acids. Lineage: Eukaryota; Fungi; Basidiomycota; Pucciniomycetes; Pucciniales; Melampsoraceae. The record is from RefSeq and is a predicted model, not a curated record.
AUGAGUUCUGAUCAUACUACGAGCUCCAACGAUUCAGAAGAUACAAAUAUUAGCUCAACUUCUGAUGUACUCGAGCAGCCUGAUGAGAACACACAAGUUGCUUCGACCCCACCUCGAAUUCAUAGGCCCAGACUCGAAUUCUUGUGCCCAUCAACAAAGGUCGAAGACGUGGGAUUGGAAGUGCAGGAAGGCAGAGCUCUAGAGAAUCGACGAAUUUUAACUCUCAUCCUUGACGACACAGAAGAUUCAAAUGCUUUUCAUGGUACUUAUGGCGGAGUUUCAGUGGCUGAAACGGGUGCGCUAACUCAAUUACCUUACAAGAAUUAUGCAAAUCCUGCUUUUUGGUUAUUAGCAAAUAGAUGGGUGUUCUUACCAAAGUCAAAGAGUCAAAAAUGUCCAACAGGUGUUAAAGUUAAAUUGGAAGAAGACAUAGCUUAUUUGAAAGAUGAAGAGGUCAAAGUUUUUACAGAUGAAGCUUUGUUUGAAGCUCGAGAAUCUAUGAUGGAAUGGGCAGUUCGGAAAGCUGGAUCUGAUGAAUGA